ACCGCCGCGGUUCCCCUCCCCGCCUCCCCUUUAGGCGGGGGCCGGAGCGCUAGUGGGAGGAGAAGGAGCGGGAGGCGACGGCAGCCACAGCCACAGCAAACCCGGAGCUGCUGCGCCGCUUCCCCGCUCUUGCCUCGGCUGGACAUCUCGAGCUCCCGCUCCCGCCCUUUUGGCCGGGGCGCCUUUUCGCUUCCCUCUCGCGCCUCAGCCAUGGCGACCUCGGUCCCGUCGCUCCCUCGGCAUUGCCCCAGUUCCCCUCCUGCCGCCGCCGCCGCCGUCGCAUCCGCCCCUUCCUCCCUCGUCUCCUCGAGGACCUUUUAAUGGCUCGGACCCUCCAGGGACCGCCACGCCGACUUGUUUGCGCCGCCGGUGGCCGCCACAACGAGCAAAGGAGAGGUGGGGGGAAAAAAUCCCGAGAGGAGUGCCGCGCACGAAGUAGAAGCUUGUCUCUUCAGAUAUGGGCGAAGUGGAGCAAAGAGCAACAACAGGAUCUCGGCUAGGAGUACAGGAGAAUGCUGGAAUCAGUACUCUGGAACAUGAGCAGAAACUGCCUUCAACACCUACAGGAAAACUUAUCUCUAUCAAAGUCCAAAUGCUGGAUGAUACACAGGAAACAUUUGAAAUUCCGCAAAGAGCUCCAGGAAAGAUUUUAUUGGAUGCAGUCUGCAACCAUCUGAAUCUUGUUGAAGGUGAUUAUUUUGGCCUUGAGUUUCUGGAUCAUAAGAAGGUCAUGAUUUGGCUGGAUCUUUUGAAACCUGUCAUAAAACAAAUCAAAAGACCUAAGCAUGUCAUUCUAAAAUUCGUGGUAAAAUUCUUCCCACCUGAUCACGCUCAGCUGCAAGAAGAAUUAACAAGGUUGGUGUACUUAUUUGCAUUGCAAGUUAAACAGGAUUUAGCACAAGGAAGACUGACCUGUAAUGACACUAGUGCUGCUCUCUUAAUAUCACACAUUGUACAGUCUGAAAUUGGGGAUUUUGAUGACACCAAUGAUCAUGAACAUUUAGCAAAAAACAAAUAUAUACCUCAACAAGAAGCUUUAGAAGACAAAAUAAUGGAAUUUCAUCAUAAUCAUAUUGGUCAGACACCAGCAGAAUCCGAUUUCCAGUUGCUUGAAAUUGCCCGUCGUUUGGAAAUGUAUGGAAUCCGGUUGCAUCCAGCUAAGGAUAGAGAAGGAACCAAGAUCAACCUAGGAGUGGCUCAUACAGGCAUUCUGGUGUUUCAGGGUUACACGAAGAUAAAUGCAUUCAACUGGUCUAAAGUUCGGAAACUCAGUUUUAAGAGGAAGCGUUUUCUUAUUAAACUACGCCCAGAUGUAAAUAGUAACUUCCAAGACACACUGGAAUUUCUAAUGGCUAAUCGGGAUUUGUGCAAGGCGUUUUGGAAAAUUUGUGUAGAACACCACGCUUUCUUCAGGCUGUUUGAGGAACCCAAACCCAAACCUAAACCUGUUCUUUUUACCAGAGGUUCAUCUUUUAGGUUCAGUGGCCGUACUCAGAAGCAAGUCCUUGACUAUGUUAAAGAAGGAGGACAUAAAAAAGUGCAAUUUGAGAGAAAACACAGCAGGAUCCAUUCUGUUAGGAGUCUGACUCCAAAAUCUACAGAGCAACUUUCUGUGGUGCCAAAACAAAGUUGUAGUUUUACAUAUGGAGAUGGUGCUGAUUCCCUGGUUGUGCAAAGCUGCCAACAGGGAAAGGAAUUAAAUAUUUCAGUGGAAGAUGGUGGACCACACGCAACUCCUUCCCUGAAAAAAAGCCCUAAGGAAGGCCAGGGGAUAGAUGGUACUACAAUGGCAACAAUGGAGGAGGAAGAGGAGGUCGUAAAGGACAGAUCACAACUCAGCAGAUCUCAGACGCAGCAGCCAAGCACAGCAGGCUCUCUUGCUGGCAGCCCUCACCUUUCAGAACUGUCAAUCAAUUCUCAAGGUGGACCAGCCAUAGCAAAUGCAACUUUGUCUCCUAAUUUGAGUCCUGAUAAUAGGCAAGCUUCUCCAUUGAUCAGUCCCUUGCUGAAUGAUCAAACUGGAGUCCGCGCUGAUGAUGAAGAGGAGGUCAGGAGAAAGAAGUUUCCAACUGACAAGGCAUACUUCAUUACGAAAGAAGUUGCCACUACAGAACGGACUUACCUGAAAGAUCUUGAAGUCAUCACAUCGUGGCUCCAGAGCACCGUAAGUAAAGAUGACUGCAUGCCAGAAGCACUAAAGAGUCUCAUCUUUUCGAACUUUCAACCUUUGCACAAAUUUCACACCAACUUUUUAAAGGAGGUAGAACAGCGCAUUGCUCUGUGGGAAGGCCGAUCUAAUGCUCACUUGAAAGGAGAUUUCCAAAAAAUUGGAGAUGUUAUGCUAAAGAAUAUUCAGGGUAUGAAGCAACUAACUGUUCAUUUGCGAAAGCAUAGUGAAAUUCUCCUAGAACUGGAAAAUGGGAUCAAGAACUCUCGCAGGCUAGAAGCCUUUUGCAGAGAUUUUGAGAUGCAGAAAGUCUGCUACCUUCCCCUCAACAUCUUCCUUCUCAGGCCGCUGCAUAGGCUGAUGCACUACAAGCAGAUAAUGGAAAGGCUCUGCAAACAUUACCCACCCAAUCAUGGGGACUUCCGGGACUCCAGAGCUGCUCUGGCAGAAAUUUCAGAGAUGGUGGCCCAGCUCCAUAGCAGUAUGCUAAAAAUGGAAAACUUCCAAAAACUUCAUGAACUGAAAAAGGACUUGUUAGCUAUGGACAAUCUGGUGACUCCAGGAAGGGAAUUUAUUAGGUUGGGUAGUCUCAGCAAACUGUCUGGAAAAGGCUUACAGCAGCGGAUGUUCUUCUUGUUCAAUGAUGUCUUGCUGUACACAAGUCGGGGCCUAACAGCAUCAAAUCAGUUCAAAGUUCACGGGCGGCUUCCACUGUAUGGCAUGAUGAUAGAAGAGAGUGAAGAAGAAUGGGGGGUUCCUCACUGCUUUACACUUAGAAGUCAACACCAAUCCAUUGUUGUUGCUGCGAGUAAUCGCAUUGAAAUGGACAAGUGGACUGAGGACAUACAGAUGGCCAUUGACUUGGCAGAGAACUGUAAUGAUCCUGCUUCUGAAUUCCAUGGAAAUAGCCCUUCUGACACAAAGUCCCCUGAAGAGCCCAUUGUAGACCAGGAAUCGGAAGACGAUCUCAAUGCAUCCCGCACCUCGCUUGAACGUCAAGCUCCUCACCGUGGCAACACUACGGUGCACGUCUGCUGGCACAGAAAUACCAGUGUCUCCAUGGUCGACUUUAGUAUUGCGGUGGAGAACCAACUUUCUGGAAACCUCCUGCGGAAAUUCAAAAACAGCAAUGGGUGGCAGAAGCUUUGGGUAGUGUUCACCAACUUCUGCAUGUUUUUCUACAAAUCUCACCAGGACAAUCAUCCCUUAGCUAGCCUUCCUCUGCUGGGCUAUUCUCUUACCAUUCCUUCUGAAUCUGAGAACAUUAAUAAAGACUAUGUCUUCAAGCUACACUUCAAAUCCCAUGUGUACUAUUUUAGGGCGGAGAGUGAAUAUACAUUUGAAAGGUGGAUGGAGGUAAUCCGAAGUGCCACAGGCCCAGCCUCACGUGUCCGUGUAUUAAGUCAUGAAGAAUCCCAUGUUUAUUGAUGGCUGAACUCCAAAUGGUUCAUUCCAGCAACUGCUGCUUUUUUAGAGGAUAUUUGAAUUAAUUUCCCGCCUUUUAAGAUUUAGUAAAACACACAUCUAUUAAAAAUGUUUUGAAUCAGCUUUUGAAAUAAUGCCUCAGCAGGUUUGUUUACUAUUAUCAGCCACAUGAGGGUUUCAUGUCUUGUAUUUGUUCUUUGGUGUGGUUUUUUAGCUUGUGCCAGUAUUAAAAUAUUGUCCCUUGGAGUGCCAAAUGCCGAAAGAUAUUUCUUUGCCUGAAAAAAUUUGCACCAGAAAUAUAUAGACCAAUUUUGUAGCAAGUUCAUUUUUUUUAUAUUUCCUUGAAAACAAGAUGCCUCUUCUUUAGUAUACAGACCCUCAAAAUGAGUUUUGGACUGAUUUUUGGUUUGGUUUCUUAUCUUCUAUUCACUUUACCACCUCAACAUAAAUCUUCAAGGUAUAAAGUUUUUAUUUUUGAUGUUUCUACACAGUUUGCUUGUAAGAAUUAAAACUGGCAGCCCAAUAUGUAGUUUGUUCAAUUCAUCUCACUUCUUGAAGUUGGAAAUAUUUCCUUCCUAUGCUGUCAGAUGGGUUUGCCUGCUUUUUUUUUUAAUGAAAAUUCAUAUUGAGAUAGAAAAUCAUGCCUGAGAAACAGUUUACAUAUUUUACCCCAUGAAAUACUCGUAACGAUGUGUUAGGAAGCUUAAGAUGGUAUAAUAUUUUGUGUAACAAAAUGUCAAUAUCUGUGUUCUACAAGGAUUGUGGCAUUAACUUUUUGUCAGAAAAUUAGUGUUUCAAUAAGAACAGAGGCGGGUGCAUCUUUUCAAAGGAAACAUUUGUUUCUGUAAUGUUUUGUCCCAAUAUAUCCUGUGCUUCUGCACCUUUAUAAGUGGUACUAUAAAUCAAUUCAUAUUUUGUCUGUACAAAUUGGGAAGCAAUUAGAAAUUAAAUAUGUUCAUUUAAUCGAUGUCCAGCCCACUCAAGAGUCCAAAACAGCCUUUCUCAACCAUUUUUCCCCUGGAGGAAGCCUUGAAAUAAUUUUCAGGGCUCAGAAAACCGUUGCAUAAAAAUUGUUCUAUCUAAAGCUCACGGUACAUUACUAUGAUCAGCAAGCUGGGUUGCAGUAAAAAUUCCCACCUUUGGGAGUGUUGGCAUUGCAUGGCACACAAGGUUAAAAAAAUAGUAUUUUUUAAAACAUAAUAAUGACCUCUCAUGGAACACAAGUUGAGAAAGGCUGUUCUAAAGAUUGACUGAGAAUAUACGCUUUCCAGCCAUUGAAAUAGAUUUAUUCUGUAUUAUUAGAUGUAAUAUGAAUCCCACAUCAUUUGUCACGCAUUUUAAGAGAAAUGGUUACCACCGUAUCAAUCAAUCUCUUGCUUUAAGAGCAGGUUUGCCAAAUAUAGAGGCUCUGUUGUAUAAACAUGUUUUAAGAUUUGCUUACUGAAAAGGGAAUAAAAUACCUCAACAGCUUUAAACACUGUAUAGCUUUGAGGGUUUCCUUUGAUGAUGUUUGUUUCUUGCCAUUUACAAAUCAAAUGUUAUUUUGAAUGUGCAUAAUUGAUAUCACAUAAUUUAUGUGUGCACAACUGAUUUAGGCAACAAAGUUCAUCAAAAUGAGUGCAUGAAAAGUUGUCCAGUCACACUUCCUUUGGUCUACAUAUCCCGACGUGCAUUUUGCAAUCCAGGGUUGGUUCAAAAGUUUUUCUCUCCCAUACCUCCCCACCCUCCCCCGGGUUGUGGCUUGAUUUUUCCAGCUAAACCAUGAGAUUGAAGCAGAAUCCUAGAAGGUUGUUAGACUCUUGUUGCUGUAAAAAAGAGCCACUCCUUUUUAAUUGUUUUGUUUUUAAGUGGCGGAAAGAAGAUGAACCAUGUCAACUAGGCUGCUGUUGACCUCAUUAUGUCUCUUUGAAACCUCCCCAGCUUCUUUUGUUUGAGAAGUAAACAGCUACAAAUAGAUUGGGAGAAGAAAAUAAAAACAAAACAGCUGGAACUAUAUUUAGAGACAUUUUUGCAUAUAAUUUUGAGGGUCAUAUAAAAUCAUCAUGCAAACUUAUGCCCAUGUUCCUUAUUUACUACUGCAGCUUUUAGCUUAUGCCUUUUCUGUUCGGCAAGGUUUGCAACGGUUUGGUCUUAGCAGCUGGAUUUGCUUCCUGGGAAGUCACAGUAUUGUAAUGCUAAAUGUGGCCCAAAUUUUCAGCUUUUGCCACUGUCUGUUCCUCAGGAUAUAAAUAUCAUGAGCUCAAAUCACUUAUUCAGUGUUUUCUAUUACCUAUCAGAGACCUCUUGCAGGAACAUUGCUUUAUAACAGUUUAUUUUUGCUUUCAGCUGUUGCUAUUUAGAUUUACAUACAAAAUUUAAUAAUCACGCUGCCUUUUUUUUUUUUGAACGAUGUUC
This is a messenger RNA of Pseudonaja textilis, 5986 nucleotides long. The record is from RefSeq and is a predicted model, not a curated record. Lineage: Eukaryota; Metazoa; Chordata; Lepidosauria; Squamata; Elapidae.